CAUAUUUUGUCCUUGCCUUCACCUCUUUGACACUCCCAACCUUUCGUUUUCAACCAUCUCAAAGAGACCAUCAUCAAAAGCAAAAAGCUUUAAUGGAGAAAUCUGGGUAUGGAAGAGAUGGGAUUUUCAGGUCUUUAAGACCUCCUUUGCUUCUUCCCAAAGAACCAAACUUAUCAAUGGUUUCAUUUCUAUUUAGAAACAUCGGUUCUUACCCUGAAAAACCGGCUCUCAUCGAUUCCGAUUCCGAUGAAACACUCACUUUCUCUCAGUCCAAAUCCACCGUCAUCAAGCUCUCCCAUGGUUUUCUCAAGCUGGGUAUUAACAAAAACGACCGUGUCUUGAUCUUCGCGCCAAAUUCCAUCCAGUUCCCUCUUUGUUUCUUCGCUGUUACAUCCAUAGGCGCCAUUGCUACAACCGCUAACCCAAUUUAUACCAUUAAUGAACUCUCGAAACAAGUUAAAGAUUCAAACCCCAAGCUUGUCGUCACCGUCCCUGAAUUGUUUGACAAAGUCAAGGAUUUCAACCUUCCCGUCAUCUUGCUUGGUCCUAAACGAAACCGACAACCGUUCGACGUUAAAAAUGUCCCAAAGAUCCUGUCUUUUCACGAUCUUCUCGAUUUAGCUGGUGAUGUAAAAGAGUUUCCUCAUGUUUCUGUCAAACAAACCGAUACGGCAGCUCUUUUGUACUCUUCAGGCACGACGGGGAUCAGUAAAGGUGUCGUUUUGACACAUGGGAAUUUCAUUGCAGCUGCUUUGAUGGUCACUAUGGAUCAAGAACUAGCUGGGGAUAUGCACCGGGUUUUCUUAUGUGUAUUGCCUAUGUUUCACGUGUUUGGAUUAGCUGUUAUUGUGUAUAGUCAACUACAAAAAGGGAAUGCUUUGGUGUCAAUGUCAAAGUUUGAUUUUGGGUUGCUUUUAAAGAAUGUAGAGAAGUAUAAAGCAACUCAUUUAUGGGUUGUGCCUCCUAUUGUACUUGCUAUGGCUAAACAGAGUAUUGUUAAGAAAUUUGACCUUUCUUCAGUGAGGGAAAUUGGUUCUGGUGCUGCCCCUUUAGGUAAGGAAUUGAUGGAGGAAUGUGCAAGGAAUUUUCCACAAGCUGUGGUCAUGCAGGGCUUCGGAAUGACCGAAACGUGCGGCGUUGUCUCGAUGGAGAAUACUUCAGUCGGUGUUCGAAACACUGGUUCAACGGGGAUGUUGGUUUCAAACGUCGAAGCCCAAAUAGUCUGUACAGAGAGUCUAAAGCCUCUUCCUCCUAAAAAAUUUGGCGAAAUUUGGGUUCGAGGUCCUAAUAUGAUGCAAGGUUACUUCAACAAUCCACAAGCAACAAAACUCACAAUAGAUAAGAAAGGUUGGAUGCAUACAGGAGAUCUUGGAUACUUUGACGAGGACGGGAAUCUCUAUGUCGUCGACAGAAUUAAGGAGUUGAUCAAGUACAAAGGUUUCCAGAUUGCACCAGCAGAGCUUGAAGGACUUCUAGUAUCUCACCCUGAAAUAUCGGAUGCUGUUGUCAUCCCAUACCCUGAUGCUGAAGCUGGUGAGGUGCCAAUCGCAUACGUAGUUCGUUCCCCUAACAGUUCGUUAACAGAAGAAGAUGUUCAAAAAUUUAUUGCCGAACAGGUUGCGCCUUUCAAAAGAUUACGGAGGGUGACAUUCAUAAACAGUGUCCCAAAAUCGGCUUCGGGGAAGAUCCUGAGAAGACAACUUAUAGAGAAAGUACGAGCCAAAAUCUGAGAUUCUAUGGUUCUGGUUUAUUUUUAGCAUAACAGGAACAUGAACUAGUGAUUGUUAAGUUAAGAACCUGUCCUUUUAUCUUUCUUUUUUUGCAGCAAUCUUAUUGUUCUAAAAUUACAUAUAUAAAAGUGAAUUUGAACAUGAAUAUUCCGAUUGGAAACUGGAAAUUAUAAAAAGACCAUCUCAUAUAAA
Gossypium raimondii (Peruvian cotton) is the source of this 1922-nucleotide messenger RNA. RefSeq names its product probable CoA ligase CCL7. The transcript is spliced from 6 exons. Gene Ontology annotation, molecular function: CoA-ligase activity. The coding region runs from base 93 to 1730 and encodes 545 amino acids. Lineage: Eukaryota; Viridiplantae; Streptophyta; Magnoliopsida; Malvales; Malvaceae. The record is from RefSeq and is a predicted model, not a curated record.